UCUACAACUGGAAAACUCUCAAUAAAUUAAAUAAAUGAAAGUUGUCCAGCAAGUUUCAUAAGAUAUUUUGAAAUUACGCUCUAAAAAGGAGAAAACACAUCAUAUAAAAUUAACUUCACUUUUAUACAUUUUUCAGGAUAUUGUAGAUCAAACGUUGGUUGUUGCAGGAUCUUUGGCAGUUGUAUGGACAGAUCAUCGGUUAUCUUGGAAUGAGUCGCAAAAUGGCAACGUGUCAAGACUUUACUACAGAUCAGAUCAAAUAUGGAGACCAACGCUUGUGCUGCAAAACUCUGUAACAGGGAUAGAGGUGAUAGGCGACAAUGGAAAUCAGAAAAGUAUUCCAAUAAGUGUAACUUCUGGUGGUUUGGUCUUUUGGCUAGCUCCAGCUUAUUUUACUUCAUAUUGCUCUGUGGAUAUUUCUAAAUUUCCCUUCGAUACACAGACAUGUGAACUAGUGAUUUCAAGUUGGGUGUUCACAACUGAUUCUCUGAAGCUAAUUCAUCUAAGUGAAGCAAUUUCUAUGGACCGUUUUGAACAGAAUGGUGAAUAUGACGUCAUACGGUCAUACACACGAAUCAAUGGUUAUCCACUAUUUACUUCUUCUGUUGAAAACCUGGUUUUCGUCAUAGAACUGAGACGGAAGUAUUCCUACUACUUGGUGAAUGUUGUUUUACCAGUAUUUUUCAUGCAACUACUUGGUUUAGUUGUAUUUUUGGUUCCAACGGAAUCCGGAGAAAAGUUGACGUUCGCUCUCACAUUGUUGCUCUCACUGACGGUGAUGAUGACGCUAGUGGCAGAGAAAAUACCGACGACGUCGUUACAGAUACCUACUCUGAGUAUCUAUAUGCUGGGCGGCACAGUUAUUAGCAGUCUAGAACUUAUAAUGACAGUGGUCAUUCUUCAAUUCAAACAUUAUGACAAGGAAGGAAAUCAUGUGACCAGGCGAAUGCAAUCUUUUGCAACCUUUCUAGCAUUGCUAACAUGUACGAAAAGGAACAAAAUUGAUAGCAAAACAGAGACAUCUCCAAAGUUGGCAAACAACUGUAGUUUAACUAUAGUAGAAGAGAUAACAAAAGAAGAUACGUUUGAGAAAGAUGUGCUAGAAACAAAAGACUCCGAUGAGAAUGACCCAACAUUCACGUGCGCAUUCACGUAUGAAGAAAUCGCAUUGAUGAUGGACAGAUUUUCAAUAUUUUUAUUUGCUAUUGUUACCUUACUGUUCACUUUAUCAAUGCUUGUAAAGAUGUCAUGAUUCUACUUAUCCUUUAAUGAUAAUGUCAUGUCAAAUCUUUGUCUGAAGUAAUAUAAAUAUAUAAUUAAUAACUGUUGAAAGGAAAUGCUGAUGUUCAGUGAUUGUGCUUGGUAUUACAGAUAUAACUUUAAAAAAAAUAUCACACUUAGAAUUUCUCUUAUACAUUUUUAUUUAAAAUUGGUAC
Messenger RNA from Mercenaria mercenaria, 1436 nucleotides. RefSeq names its product neuronal acetylcholine receptor subunit alpha-7-like. The record is from RefSeq and is a predicted model, not a curated record. Gene Ontology annotation, biological process: monoatomic ion transmembrane transport. Gene Ontology annotation, cellular component: membrane. The coding region runs from base 521 to 1252 and encodes 243 amino acids. NCBI's taxonomy places the organism in Eukaryota, Metazoa, Mollusca, Bivalvia, Venerida, Veneridae. Gene Ontology annotation, molecular function: monoatomic ion channel activity; transmembrane signaling receptor activity. The transcript has 6 exons.